Molecule: messenger RNA, 1830 nt
Organism: Vitis riparia (riverbank grape)
Lineage: Eukaryota; Viridiplantae; Streptophyta; Magnoliopsida; Vitales; Vitaceae
Product: probable L-gulonolactone oxidase 6
Exons: 4
Coding region: 52-1803 (583 amino acids)
Cellular component (GO): membrane
Molecular function (GO): D-arabinono-1,4-lactone oxidase activity; FAD binding
Source: RefSeq, a predicted model, not a curated record
GACUACAUAUCCUAUUCACCAGAGAAAUCUUGGCCAACCGAUCUCUCAGCCAUGCCAAAGUUUCGCCAAAUUUUCCGUCUAAAAUGCUUGUGCCUAUUGUUAUGUAUGGCGGGUUGCAGUCCUCCUGAGGAUCCCAUCAAGUGUGCAUCCAAAAACACAAACUGCACGAUAACGAACUCCUAUGGCGCCUUCCCUGAUCGAAGCGGAUGUCGAGCAUCAGCUGUGGCGUACCCCACAACAGAAGAAGAGCUUAUAUCAGUUGUAGCAAAGGCAGCCAUGGACAGAACCAAGAUGAAGGCAGUAACUCGUUUUUCUCACAGCAUUCCUAAGCUAGUUUGCACUGAUGGCGAGGAUGGACUUCUUAUAAGCACCAAGUACCUCAACCGCACAUUGAAUAUCGACCCAUCAGCAAUGACAAUAAGUAUAGAGAGUGGGGCGACUCUAAGGCAGGUUAUCGAUGAGGCUGCCAAGGCUGGGUUGGCAUUGCCUUACGCACCAUACUGGUGGGGCUUGACCAUUGGCGGUCUACUCAGCAGUGGGGCACAUGGAAGCUCGUUGUGGAGCAAGGGGAGUUCAGUUCAUGAAUACGUUGAGCAACUUCGAAUCAUCACCCCAGCUGGGCGUGAAAAUGGAUACGUUCAAGUCCGGACACUUGACACCAGCCAUGAAGAUCUCAAUGGAGCAAAGGUCUCAAUUGGAGUUCUUGGAGUUAUUUCCCAGGCAACAUUGAGACUGCAACCCCUCUUCAAGCGAUCCAUCAACUACACAAUGAAGAACGAUUCAGAUUUGGCUGAUCAAGCAGCAACAUUCGGCAACCGGCAUGAGUUUGCAGAUAUCACAUGGUACCCUAGUCAAGGAAAGGCAGUCUACCGAAUCGAUGAUCGCGUCCCCUCCAACACCUCAGGCAAUGGCCUAAAUGACUUCACUGGCUUUCGCUCCACAUCUUCACUGGCACUGGCUCUUUUAAGAACUACAGAGGAGAACCAAGAACUCAAGGGCAAUGCUGAUGGGAAGUGCACGGCUGCAAAGCUGAUGACACUGGCCCUCAGUCGCACAGCAUAUGGCUUAACCAACAAUGGUAUCAUUUUCACUGGCUAUUCCGUCAUUGGAUAUCACAACCGCCUCCAGGCCUCCGGCACCUGCCUUGACAGCAUUGAGGACGCUCGGAUCACAGCAUGCCCAUGGGAUCCACGGGUGAAGGGACAGUUCUUUCACCAAACUACAUUCAGCAUUGCUUUGUCCCGAGUCGGGAGUUUCAUUCGAGAUGUGCAGAAACUACUGGAGAUCGAACCCAAAGCCAUGUGUGGCCUGGAACUCUACAAUGGAAUCCUCAUGCGAUAUGUUAAGGCCUCAACCGCAUACUUGGGCAAACAAGAAGACGCACUGGACUUCGAUAUCACAUACUACAGAAGCAAAGACCCCAUGACUCCCAGGCUUUAUGAAGACAUUCUGGAAGAGGUAGAGCAGAUGGGGUUGUUCAAGUAUGGAGGACUGCCACACUGGGCGAAGAAUCGGAAUCUGGCGUUCGAUGGAGCCAUCAAGAAGUACAAGAAUGCCUGGAAAUUCUUGAAGGUUAAAGAAAGGUAUGACCCAUUAGGACUGUUCUCCAGUGAGUGGACAGACCAAGUUCUUGGACUGAAAAAAGGGGUGACCAUAUUCAAGAAAGGGUGUGCUCUAGAGGGGCUAUGCAUAUGCUCAGAGGACUCCCACUGUGCCCCCGAAAAGGGCUAUUUUUGCAGACCAGGCAAGGUUUAUAAGGACGCCAGGGUUUGCACACUUUCAAGGGACGAAACAUACCAUUGAAACAGUAUCUGAAACAGACUCAGAACU